AUGUCUGGAAAAGGAAAAGGAAAGGGCGGCCGUGGUGAUAAGAAAUCCACCACUGCCUCCGCCAAGGCUGGUCUUCAAUUCCCCGUCGGUCGUAUCGGACGUUACCUCCGUCAGGGCAAGUACGCCACUCGUAUGGGAGCCGGCGCUCCUGUCUACCUCGCGGCUGUGCUCGAGUACCUUUGCGCCGAGAUUCUCGAACUUGCCGGCAACGCCGCCCGUGACAACAAGAAGAGCCGUAUCGUUCCCCGUCACAUCACUCUUGCCGUCAAGAAUGACGAGGAGUUGAACAAGCUACUUGGAGGUGUCACCAUUGCUGCCGGUGGUGUCUUGCCCAACAUUCACGCUAUUCUUCUUCCCAAGAAGAGCGGACCUACCAAAUAA
Phaeodactylum tricornutum CCAP 1055/1 is the source of this 381-nucleotide messenger RNA. RefSeq names its product histone H2A isoform 3a (gene H2A-3a). Bases 1 to 381 code for a protein of 126 amino acids. NCBI's taxonomy places the organism in Eukaryota, Bacillariophyta, Bacillariophyceae, Surirellales, Neidiaceae. Gene Ontology annotation, cellular component: nucleosome. The record is from RefSeq and is a predicted model, not a curated record. The transcript has a single exon. Gene Ontology annotation, molecular function: DNA binding; protein heterodimerization activity; structural constituent of chromatin.